UAUAAACGAUGCCCUUCCCGCCAUUUGUUCCCUACGCCUUCCCGAUGCGAAGCGUGAAGAGAAAGAAGUGAGACUGUAGAACUGUACUUCAGUGCCAUCAACUCAAUCGCGAUAUCAAUCUUUUCUCUUCGGUAGAAUCGGCGCGUGUAGCUUUCAAGAAAAAUGGAGGAUAGGGUUCCGGCGACAGGGAGGCCGAAGCGUCUAGAAGCGGGUAUUAUUUCAAAAAUCCGACUGGAAAAUUUCAUGUGCCAUAGUAACCUCGAGAUCGAUUUCGGUGAUUCCGUUAAUUUCAUUACUGGUCAGAACGGAAGUGGGAAAAGUGCUAUACUCACAGCAUUAUGUGUGGCAUUUGGGAGCCGCGCUAGAGGCACACAAAGGGCCAAUACACUAAAGGAUUUUAUAAAGACAGGCUGCAGCCAUGCCCUUGUUCACGUUGAAAUAAAAAACCGAGGAGAGGAUGCUUUCAAGGCAGAAACUUAUGGUGACCUCAUAAUUGUAGAGCGCAGGAUCUCAGAGUCUACCGGUUCUAUCGUUCUAAAGAAUUACCAAGGUAAAAAGGUGGCUGCCAAAAGAGAGGAACUCCAAGAACUUAUAGUUCAUUUCAAUAUUGAUGUGGAAAAUCCAUGUGUAAUAAUGAGUCAAGAUAAAAGCAGGGAAUUCUUACAUUCCGGAAAUGCCAAAGACAAGUUCAAGUUCUUUUUCAAGGCAACACUACUUCAGCAAGUGGAAGAUCUUCUGAUUGGUAUUGAGGAUCAAUUGAAAAAUGCAAAUGAACUAGUUGCUGAACUGGAGAAAUCAAUAAGUCCUAUAGUGAAAGAACUUGAUGAGUUGCAAGUAAAGAUUAGAAACAUGGAACAUAUAGAGGAGAUCUCUCAUCAGGUAGACUUGUUGAAGAAGAAAUUGGCAUGGGCAUGGGUAUACAGUGUAGACAAGCAGUUACAAGAUAAAAGUAAACGGAUUGAGGAGUUGAAAGGACGGAUUCCCACAUGUCAAUCUCGAAUAGAUCAGCAUCUUAGGAAGAUGGAGGAAUUGAACGAUCAGUUGACCAAGAAGAAAGCUCAAAUUGCUCAUUUGAUGGAAAAGACAUCUGAGGUGAGGAGGAUGACAGAAGAAUUGAAGCAGAGUCUUUCUUCGGCUACAAAGGAAAAGCUUGAGCUGGAGGAGGAGUGGCAUCGUAGAGGUAAUUACAUCCAAAAGAUGGCAAAACGGGUCAAGAUGCUUGAACAACAAAUACAUGAUGUGGAUGAGCAGAAUAUUAGAAAUACACAGGCCGAAGAACAUGAUAUGGAGGUGAAACUGGAGGAGUUCCAAGCUGAGGUUGAUAAGGCUAAUGCUGUAUUUCAAAGGUUGAAAAAUGAAGAAGUUACCUUAAUUGAGAAAAUCAAUCAGGCGAAGGAUCAGAUAAGCAGUAUUGUUCAUGAGAUUGAAGAGAAUGACAAGAAGGAUCGUGACACACGCUCUCGCAUUCGUGAGUUUCAACUUCAUAAAAGCAACAAGGUUACAGCCUUUGGAGGAGGUAGAGUGAUGGGCCUUCUGGAGGUUAUUGAAAGGCAUCAUAGAAAGUUCAAGAGGGCGCCGAUUGGUCCAAUAGGUGCUCAUAUGACCUUGAUUGAUGGUGACAAAUGGGGUAUUGCUAUUGAAAGUGCCAUUGGCUCGCUGCUUAACGGUUUUAUCGUAACAGAUCAUAAGGAUUCCCUUUUAUUAAGAGCUUGUGCAAGGGAAGCGAAUUAUAAUAACUUACAGAUUAUCAUUUAUGAGUUCUCUAGACCAAGGUUGAACAUUCCCGAUCACAUGCUUCCCCGGACUCAUCAUCCAACUGCAAUUUCGGUUCUACGUUCUGACAAUCCUACCGUACUAAAUGUCUUGAUUGAUGUGGUAAAGUUGCCAUUUCUGUGGGGUAAUGCUGAGAGGCAAGUGCUUGUUAAAGACUAUGAUGCUGGAAAAGCAGUUGCUUUUGAGCAAAGGAUUUCAAAUUUGAAGGAGGUUUACACUUCUGAUGGGUACAAAAUGUUUUCUCGGGGUUCAGUCCAAACUAUUCUUCCACCAAUGAAGAAUGUGAGGAGUGGACGUCUUUCUGGUUCAUAUGACAAUCUAAUUAAAACUCUGGAAAGCGAAGCAUCUGAGGCACAGAUGAAAGCUCGACAAACCAGGGGUAUGAAGAGGAGUAUUGAUGAAGAGCUUCAAGGACUCCAAGAUAAUUUGCAAAGCGCUAAGAAGAGGCGCCAUGAUGCAGAGCGCGUUUUGAGGUCCAAGGAGUUUUGCUUGCAAGAUUUUAAAAAGUCAUAUCUUGCAGAAUCUAGCUCCACCGCUGUAUCAACAGUAGAUGAGCUUCACGUCGAGCUGUCGAAAAUCCGUGAUGAGAUACAUGAAAGAGAAAAUUCAUUGGAAGAGCUUCAAUUGAGGCUGAGUGAAGCCGACACCAAAGCUAAUGAUGUCAAAAUAUCCUUUGAAAAUUUGUGUGAAUCAGCAAAAGUGGAAAUUGGAGCCUUGGAGGAAGCAGAGCGUGAGUUAAUGAUGAUUGAUAAAGAUCUAAAAGACGCAGAAUUGAAGAAGAAUCAUUAUGAAGAUGUAAUGAGUAAGAAGGUUCUUUCCCAACUCAAAGGCGCAGAAGAAGAAUAUCAGGAACUUGAGCACAACCGUAGGGAGAGCUACAAAAAAGCUUCAAUCAUUUGUCCUGAAAGUGAAAUCGAGACUGUAGGAGGCUGUGAUGGAAGCACUCCGGAGCAAUUAAGUGCCCAAUUAACUAGGCUAAGUCAAAGACUUCAGCAAGAGAGUCGGAGACAUCCAGAGUCUAUUGAGGAUCUCCGCAUGUUGUACAACAAAAAAGAACGCAAAAUUUUAAAAAAGCAGCAAAUGUACAAAGCAUUUCGCGAGAAACUAGGUGCAUGCCAUAAAGCCCUCGAGCUACGAUGGAGUAAAUUCCAUAGAAAUGCAACUCUCUUGAAGCGCCAAUUAACAUGGCAAUUUAAUGGCCACUUGGGUAAGAAAGGGAUCAGUGGGCACAUCAAAGUUUGUUAUGAAGAGAAGACCCUUUCGAUAGAGGUAAAAAUGCCCCAAGAUGCAUCAAGCAGCAGUGUUCGCGACACACGAGGACUUUCAGGGGGAGAACGUUCUUUCUCAACUUUGUGCUUUGCACUUGCUCUUCAUGAGAUGACUGAAGCUCCGUUUAGAGCAAUGGAUGAAUUUGAUGUAUUUAUGGAUGCCGUUAGCAGAAAAAUCAGUCUAGAUGCUAUCGUGGAUUUUGCAUUGGCACAAGGAUCACAGUGGAUAUUUAUUACCCCUCAUGACAUCAGUAUGGUGAAGCAGGAUGAGAGGGUAAAGAAGCAGCAAAUGGCGGCUCCUCGUGCGUGAUUGGUUUUGCAUUUUCUUUUUGUGGGAGAUGAUUAUUUUGGGGAUUUCAGGUGGGCAUGAAGAAGAGUUCGCUAGUAAAAGCGGUCUUGUUUUACUAAUCUUUGGCUUAACAUGUCCUAAAUAAUUCACAGUUAAAUACACUUUAUGGAAGUUAACCUACUACCAUUAGAAAUUCUAGUGAAAUGUAAAACUAGAAGGUGAGUUUAUAAAUUUAAUGUGUUCUAUGUUUA
Nicotiana tabacum (common tobacco) is the source of this 3581-nucleotide messenger RNA. RefSeq names its product structural maintenance of chromosomes protein 6B. The record is from RefSeq and is a predicted model, not a curated record. Gene Ontology annotation, cellular component: nucleus; chromosome; site of double-strand break. Gene Ontology annotation, biological process: chromosome organization; double-strand break repair via homologous recombination. Gene Ontology annotation, molecular function: ATP binding; damaged DNA binding; single-stranded DNA binding. Lineage: Eukaryota; Viridiplantae; Streptophyta; Magnoliopsida; Solanales; Solanaceae.